UCUGACAACCAGGAACAGAGCGGACCUGGUUCAAGCGCUGGGUACGGUCUGAGAUCGCGGAGAGUUUGAACGCCCGCCGCGGUUGGCCAGGCGAGAACUAUCGAGCAUGGAUGUCACGAGGGCUGCUUGAAGAACGGUCAAAGUUCGAGUUGGGAAGUUUCAGUACCGAGUGUCAAGUUCUCCGGAUCUUUAUUCGAUCCUCGUGGUUCGCGUGUGACCAAAGGCUAAAUAGUAUACCAGCGUGAAAUUCGUGUCGUGCGAGAUAUGCACGUACGUGUAGAGAGAUGAGCAGGGUAUGACUGCGGAGAUAGUGUCGUGGUGUGGUAUAACGGUUCGUAAAUCAAAUCGAAUGCGCAGUAGGCAAGUUGGCACCAAACUUCUAUUACCUCUUUCCACUUCUGCUGAUCUUUACACCCAUUACUAUCAUUGUUAUUCCCCUUCUUUCUUACGCGACAGUACAGUGUAGAACAUCGCUGAAGAGUACGAACGCCGAGCGCGGUCAAGCUGGUCAACCCGGAUCUUGGUGAACUUGACCUUCUGGCAAAUCAGUGCGGUUUUCUUAAGCUCCGGUGAUCCACCCAAAAUGACAGGGGCACUAGGUGCGGGAAUUUGCGAUAGUCGCAGUUGAGACUCGUUUUAAUCCAAGGUCGUUAUCGAGUUUCAACUUUAACCCCCGGCGACAAAGCGCGGUCGAGGAGGCUCGCGAUAAGGUUUGAAAAGCUGAAGAACGGUGAACUCGAAGAGAGGCGGUGAGUGUUGAGUGAAAAGUUUGGAUGACGCCAGGCGACAGCGAUCACGAUAGUCUUCGAAAAAGUCAGCCUCACCCGCCGGCGAUCCUUUAGGUCAAAUUAAAACUAUCCGUCACAAACUGACACGUGUAUAUAUAUACAUAUAUAUAUAUAUACUAUAUAUGUACUAUAUAUAUAUAUAUCUAUAUAUAUAUACAUAUAUGUAUAUAGUAAUAUACUCAUCCGAUGAGAAGGGCGUGCGCUCUGACGGAUGAAAAAAUGUUAUGUACGAAAACGCUGGCUUCUUCAUGUCCUGGUCGAAGUCUUGUACGAGCAGAUGAAUACGGGAAGAAUGGCCGCAGCGGGAGGCCGCAGUGAAUCUUAACUCAAGGAAAUAGCUACUAGACACAAACCACGUACGCGGAAUAGCGAGAUUCCGUUCGUCACGAGUGGAGUUACAGCAGUUGGCGAAGUGUUUGAGCGCGGUUUCGCGCGUGCACGGUUAUACGUAGUGUUGAAGGGACGAUAUGUGAACCCGCCGGGAUGACGGCUUGAUGGGAGUGUGAAUCAGUGCGAGGUGAAUUAUCUCUAUGAUUAGUUGCAAUUCAACGUCGAUAUUAUCUGCCAGCGGAUACCCAUCGGCGACAGCUAGAUUAACAACGGCGAUAAAUAAGGGGCGGAAUAUUUGAAGAUCGAAAAAAUGAGCUGAGCGGCGGACAUGACUAUGAGAAGAAGUCCGAAGGCCUUGGGGGCCGCCAUAUUGGUUCUUCUGUUCCGUUCGCUGAAUGCAGCAUCGCUCCCCGUCGUGAAACCGUAUCCGAGGCUGGAGGACUUACCGAAAAACCUCUGGCACGAGUUGAGCUCUCCUUUCACCGAGGUCUACGAAGAGGAAAGUCUCGCGACUGAAAUCGGCGCGACUCCCGAGCCUCGUCCUUUCUUCGAGGACGCGGACAGUAACAUCACAGCACAGCUGGGAACGCACGUUCACAUGCAUUGCCGAGUACACGAUCUCCGGGACGGAACGGUUUCUUGGGUCCGUAAACGGGGCGAAGAGCUGCACCUUCUGACCUUCCAGACGUUCACGUACUCAAACGACGCUAGGUUGUCGCUUGAUUAUCAACCCCCAAACGACUGGCGCCUUCUGCUACGAUACGUGACCGAGUUAGACGCCGGAGUCUACGAGUGCCAGGUCACCGCCCAUCCCCCGCUGAUCAGGGUCGUUUACCUCACUGUUUCCGUGCCGAAGGUGGAGAUUGUCGACGAACGCGGGGCGACCGCGGGGGACAAAUUCUACAAGGCCGGAAGUACGAUAGAGCUGAAAUGCGUUGUCAGCAAAGUGCCGCAUCCGUCCGGCUACGUCACAUGGCGUCAUGGUUCUCGCAUGCUCAACUACGACACGACUCGCGGAGGAAUCAGCGUGAAAACUGACAUGGGAGCGGAGGGCGCCGUCUCCAGACUCUACAUUGCUAAUGCAAAUAAAAAGGACAGCGGUAACUAUAGCUGCGCCCUCGCUGACGUGGCCGCCACAACAGUUUCCGUCCACGUGCUGAACGGUGAAAAUCCAGCAGCAAUGCAACACGGUGGAAGCGCCGGAUUGCGGGCGGCGUUUGCACUGACGUUCGCUCUCUCGAUUAGUUCGCUUCUGAGGUGACCACACAGUUUCAGCUGCAACCCAAGAGAUACUUGUUAAAUUUACGAAUAAAUAGUAUAUGUAUGGUGCUAAACGUUAGCUUGCCGUUACGAGAUGGAAAACGAGAAGAGAUCAACAAAUCCACGUCAUAUGCGACUAUAUUACAUAACCCGAUAAGACCUAGAUGAUAACGUAUAGAUACAAAGUGACGCGUUUUACAGAGAAACAUAUAACUAUAAUUGUUUCGGACACGAGGGAUAGAAGUAACGAGAAUAAAUUUAAAAAACAAACAAAUUAUGUGUCUAUCUGUAUAAUUAUUAUAAUAAUUACUCAUCACGCGAGGAUACCAGUCGAGGAAAAUAUCUUUUUCCCUGUAAUCGGUUUGACCGCAGGUUCAAGUACGCGGUCUUCUCUGUGUUACACAUAUACCUGUCACGUGAUCGGCGUUUGUAAAUUACACGGUGUAAUUUGGGAGACGGAAUAGAGAAUCUAUACCGCAACUUCCAGAUCACCUUUGUUAAGUUAUUGUCAGGCGUAAUUGAAUUUUCACGAAGUAGAAUCGAAGGAAGAAAAGAGAAAGAAAAAAUUGAACGAUAAAUAACAGUAAUAAAUAAUAUUCAUAGAACCGUGUUUAUCACAUGUUAACAAUGAAAACCACGUUGAUAAUAGUGAAUAUAGGAGUGUAUACCUAACUAUAUGUAUAAUGUUUAAAGAUUAAGCGGGAGUCUUCGUGUAAUCAUUUUUAAAUCAUCGUCGAUUCGAUAACAUAUUUGUAUAGUACAAAUUAUUUUAUUUUUUAACGAUUGAUCGAUCACAAUUACGUACUUCUAGCGAUUAUACCAUAAUUUGAAUAGCGCGUAUUAUGAUGUACCCUCAGAUUAUUGUAAGUAGCGCAAUUUAUCGUGUGCGAUGAUUGUGCAGAAAGCGAAGAGUCGGUCCAGGAUCACUUCGGCAAAAAAGAUCAGCUGAUCGAUCACCGUGUAUGAUCAAGCUCGACCAUCGUAAAGCGAUCCUCGUCGUAUGCAAGCUUUUCUAGAAAAAGCCGUCUGCACGAGGAUUACGGAGAAAAAAAACAACAAACAAAAAAAAAAAAAAUUCAAGAACGAAACUUACUACUCACAAUAAUCGACGAAUCAAAAUAUUAUACAUACAUGCAACAUUAUAUACCUACAAUAUAUAUACGAUAUAUGCUAUAUCCCAUACUGUACUAAGAACGUCGGGCGAUAAUAAAAAUAUAAAAAAAAAGAAAGAAAACAACAAUAAUAAAUAGUAAUAAUAGAGGAUGAAAUUGUUAAUAAAAUUAAUCUUUACCAUAAUAAUGUGUAAUAAAGAUCGUUUCUUUUUGGACACUCGAGUGAAUAUAGUGAACACCUGUAUUUAAAUAUAUAAUAGUGAGUAAUGAUAUAUAAGUAUAUAUAAAAUAUAUCGACUAUAUUCCGGAUAUAUUUCAAUCAAAGUACCUACGUAAAAGAAUAAAAUUAUCAUCGAUGAGUGGCUGCUACAGUUUGGGCGAUAUAAAUAUAUUGUAUCAGUUAUAUAUUAUAUAUUACAUGUACAUGUAUAUGUAUUUGCGUAUAAUUAUAAUGUAUUUAUAUCACUGACCCCCCUCAUUAAUCCGCCUCUCUCAACACUUUUUCACCACCUCGUUAGAACCACCCUGUGUAACGUCAGCGAGUGGUUGAAAAUUUUUCAAAUCAGGUGUAACUAAUAAAAUGAAUGACAGGAUUGUUAUCUAUUUGGAUUUCACCGAUAUCUGUAUUAAAAGAAAAAAUCUCAAGGCUUAUGAUUUCAGUCAUACGAAUAAAACGGAUUAUUCUUCCCAAUGAGCUGAUAAACGCAUGUAAAAGUAUUUUGAAAUUUUUUUUCCAUCACUUGUAUCAAUGACAUUGUUGUAUUUUCCUUGCAACAAAUUGAUUUGGUCAGACGUGAAAUACAGUCUAGUUUUGUAAAUUAUGAGGAAUGUAAUACGUGCCAAGUCGAGACAAAAUCAAAAGUAGAAAAAUGAAAAUAUACCUGUUAUAACCUGGAAAUAUACCUGCAUUGAUAAAUUAUAGCAUGUAUAACGUUUUAACUGUCAAGUCAGCAAUCCCAUGAACAUAUCAAAAUUCAAUCUGUAUCAAUAUACCUACCGGAAAUAUAAAAUCUCUAUACACGAUACCAUAAGCAUACCUUUGUUAUGGAUUCCAAAGUAGAAGUAAGAGAAUGGAAAAAAAAAAACAAAAAAAACGAAAAAGCGAAGAGAGAAAAGUGGGUCUCUGUACCAUUUCUCUGCCUAAUACCCAAAGAAAAAAGCGUCGAAAAUGAGCAAAAGGCCAAAGAAUCUGCAUACGGGUGCGCAUGCAAGGUUUAAACGAAAUCGAGCGACAUUUCGCAAAUUUACAACGCUUCACCGAGGUUCCACCUUCGUAACCAGCUAUUUUCACGAUGUACACAUUCCUGCGGCUCCUUCGACAUCGUAAGUAAGUGUGUGCGCAGGGUGCCGUUUAAACUUUGAAAUAACGAGCUACAGAACGCGGACCGUACUUGAGCAGGUAACUAAAACAGAACCGUGCGCAAUGCCGUUGAGUUUAACAGUCACGAGGUCAACAGCUUCGUGUUUAUUGAACCCCUAAAUGCAAAUGGACCUUAUUAGAGGAUGUCCAGAGUCGAAUCGCCCUCCGCGAAACACGGAGGGCGUUAGUUUAGGGCGACGCUAUUUGCGACCUUAGUUUAAAUUCAAUUCACUUCAAAAUAUUUCCCACUUUACAUUCCACUAUAUGCCGCUUCUCCGUUCAUUUUCGAUGAGAUUUUCUAUACGAAAGGAAAAGCGAACGGCAUACAAAAUUCGCAUCGUAACCGUGAAAAUGUUCAGGCGCUUAUCGAAUGAUCUAAAAUUUCCAAGUCCGUCGGAGCGCUUUACAAGUUUUUUUUUUUUUUAUUCUUCUCCUCGAGAACACGAGUAUCUUUUUGAUUGCGAAGAGAAUAAUAAAAUAUAACAUCGCCAGCUACAAACUAAAAAAGACGAACCGGUUAUUAAGAAGAGAAAAUAUGACAAUUCAUUUAGUUUGAACUCUUCGUAAAAAUGAAACUUGAAUUUACAAACGUUUCUAUAUAUUUUUAGACUCGAUACCUAUGACGGUCUCAAUGAAUAAGAUACAUCCUAACAUCUCUUUCUUCUCAUUUUCAUUAUUGUUAUGAUUGUAUAAUUUUUUCCUGAGUAAACAUUGUCAUAUAAACAUCGUAACAUUCUUCGUUAAUGAAAUAUGACACGAGGUGGGACGAAUCUAAGUGUGAAUAUCUGCAUCGGUGUGUGUGUGAAGGGGUGAUAAUAAUAAUAAUAAUGACACCCGUUUCUCCUACGGCUGUAAAUCAACGGCGUUUAAUGAUUUAACGAAAGCGUAUAGAUAUAGAUACGGCUCGUAUCGAACGGAGGUGUAAAAUAUUCGACACGAAAAGUGAGGGGGGGGGGGGGGGCUUGUCGACUGGGGCUAAUUGUAAGCUGGGCUGUGCCGCGCGUGCGAUGGAAAGGGGCCAUAAAAUGCGAUGAAUAAUAAUUAUUGGACAUGGUAAUGAAAAUUAUAGCCCACGAUGUUUAUUUAUCGAGUACUUGGGAAAACUGUGCAAUGCGCCCCAGGGGAUGCUUGCGCAGUUGUGCCUGUAAAGAAAUGGGGAUAAAGUAUUAAUAAGCUGCACCGAUCACCCGUCGUUCACAGAGUUCAUAAAAGUGGGACUGUGGAAGAUCUGGAUGAAAUAUUGCCGAUCCUCUCGAGAAGCGAUCCAUUGUACCCUGCCAUUAGAAACAAGUGAAGCCUCGUCCCUGAAAGAGAGGGAUGAGAAACCGUUGAUUUCUUCACAAACCUGGCUCUUAUGCAGUACACUUUAUUUUUAUCAUACAGCUUUCGACGAGUUAGCGAUAACUGCACAGAAUAAAAAAAAAAGCUCGACGAGUUGGAAAUUAUUUUACGGUGAGGCGGGGUUUUUGAUCUUCUACUUUUCUGAAGUAUACCUGCGACACUGUACAAUUUACAGAGAAAAAAAAACAGUAGCUGAACGUUCAAGUUAAAAAAAAAAAAAAAAAAAAACAAGCCAUUACAGUUGCAAAAA
Messenger RNA from Neodiprion fabricii, 6441 nucleotides. RefSeq names its product obscurin (gene dpr14). The record is from RefSeq and is a predicted model, not a curated record. Gene Ontology annotation, cellular component: neuron projection membrane. Bases 1447 to 2379 code for a protein of 310 amino acids. Gene Ontology annotation, biological process: synapse organization. Lineage: Eukaryota; Metazoa; Arthropoda; Insecta; Hymenoptera; Diprionidae. The transcript has 8 exons.